Linum trigynum is the source of this 3409-nucleotide messenger RNA. The record is from the annotation of a GenBank genome assembly. NCBI's taxonomy places the organism in Eukaryota, Viridiplantae, Streptophyta, Magnoliopsida, Malpighiales, Linaceae.
CAGAAAAAUAAUUAUGAAUAUCGGGAUGUUAUUAAGCUCAUCUAACUAAACUUGGUUCAAAAUAAUAAUUAUAAAAAAGGGUCGAAAACAAUCCGUUAAAGCAAAUAACCAAAAAAAAAACAACUCACUUUCCAUUUACAUGAUGAUUUUCACAUGAUGCAAAUUUACAAAGUUUUAUAACAUCAUUGCUACUACAUUUGUCAUUGCCACAUCAUCACCCAACUCAUCUUGAUGGAAUAUUACUCUUGAGAUGCUCUCAUGGUGAGAACAAACUCGGAAGCUUGCAAUGGAAAGAGGCAAACUUCCGAAAUGGUCCCCCAAAGUUGAGUUUUUUGACUUUUUAUCGAAACCAAACAGCGUUGACCCAUUCACCAUGGUCAAGGUAAGGUUUGAAAGGUCUUUGGAAUAGUCUGGUUCUGGUCUAGUCGGCCUCUCCGGCGCGGCGAAUGCCAACUUUCCCACCCACGUGACGGAAAACACAUGCCAACUAGCAGUUUAUUAAUCCCCUAGUGGCCCAGUGGGGCUGCCGAUUGACUCGAAGCUGGACCCGUCCAACUUGUUGGGCUCCCGCUAGCCCAUUAAGCAAGGCCCCAUUCGAGCUGCAACUUCUAGGCCCAAACGGAAUUGCCGUUUUCUUCGAUCUAACUCUAUCUAGCAUCAACUAUCCGAUUGAAACAAGAUCCCCGAAAUCUGAAACCCUAGCCGCCGAAUUUCAAUCCCUAGAUUUUGCUACCGACACUCUUCUUCCUAAUUCUCUUGUCUUCUUCUUCUUCUUCUUCCGUUCGCCUGUUGUAAGCUGCGAUGGCGAAGAAGCGAAAGCUUGACGCUUCGAAAGGCGCUGCAUCGUCGGGGCCGCCCAAGAAACAACAACAGCAGCAGCAACAACAGCUGCAGCUGCAGAAGCUGCAAGAAGAAGAGGCGAAGAAGGUUAAGGUAGAAGUAGAGGAGGAGGUGGCCGAAGAAGUGGAGGAGGAGGUGGAAGAAGUGGAGGAGGAGGUGGAGGAAGAGGAAGAAGAAGUGGAAGAGGAGGAGGACGGCGGCGAAGAUGCGAACGAAGGGGAUAAGCAGAUCGGUUCUUCUUCUGCGGCGGCGUCGGCGGCUCCGGAUGACGACGACGACGAGGAGCCGAUUGAGAAGCUUCUCGAACCGUUCAGCAAGGAUCAGCUCGCUAAUUUGCUCCGCGAUGCUGCGGGGAUCCACCGCGAUGUGGCGGAUCGCAUACGGAGGAUAGCCGAUGAGGAUCCUGUUCACCGCAAGAUCUUUGUUCACGGGCUGGGCUGGGACACCACCGCCGAGACCCUGAUUGCAGCCUUCAAGCAGUAUGGAGAGAUCGAGGAUUGCAAGGCGGUGACGGACAAGGUUUCUGGGAAAUCCAAGGGCUAUGGUUUUAUUCUCUUCAAGAGGCGGAGUGGAGCUCGGAAGGCGCUGAGGGAACCACAGAAAAAGAUCGGCAACCGGAUGACUGCUUGUCAGCUUGCCUCCAUCGGUCCUGUGCAGGCGCCGGCCCCUGUGGUUCCUGUUGCGCAGCAAGCUUCGGAAUACACUCAAAGGAAGAUUUAUGUGAGUAACGUUGGCGCAGAUCUGGAUCCACAUAAGCUGACCAGCUUCUUUGCCAAGUUUGGGGAGAUUGAAGAAGGGCCACUGGGGCUUGACAAGAUGACUGGUAAGCCUAAGGGUUUCUGUUUGUUUGUGUACAGAAGCCCUGAAAGUGCUAAGAGGGCUCUUGAGGAGCCACAUAAGAACUUCGAGGGUCAUAUUUUGCACUGCCAGAAAGCUAUUGAUGGGCCUAAACCUGGAAAAGCUCCACAACAGCGCCAGCAACACCAUCAUGCGCAGAGCUCUCAUUAUCCGAGGAAUGAUCCAUCUCCAUAUGUUGGUGGGGCGCCUAGUCACAUGAUGGUACCCACAACUGGAGCUGGAAUUGGAUUCAACCACGGUGCUGCUGCGGCUCAAGCACUGAACCCUGCUCUUGGCCAGGCGAUAACGGCUUUGCUUGCAACCCAAGGUGCUGGCUUGGGUUUGACUAAUGUGCUGGGAACUCUGGGUACUGCUGCAGUCAAUCAAGGUGGUGUGCCAUCUUCUGGAAUCCAGAGUGCAUACAGUAACCAGCCAAGUAUAAGCCCGGGAGUGAUGGGCUAUGCAAACCAGGGGAUGCCUGGUGGCUAUGCAAGCCAACAGAUGGGUCAGGGUGGUCCUGGUAGAGGACAACAUCCGCAAUACGGUGGUGCAGCCCCUUAUAUGAAUCACUAGGUCUUUCAGGUAUGAACAUCGUGUUGAAUUCCUUUUAUUUUGUUCAAUUGUUGACCUAUAAUAGAUAGUUCAUUGACAGCAGCAUAAAAACAUAUAUAUUCAAUUGAAAUGGUAUAAGAUUUUCUUGACCAGACGUUAGCAUGAAUAGACACUAACCUGCUGUAGCGUUUGCAUAAAUAGACACUAACAUUGCUGUAUCGUUAGCAAUUGGUCAUUAGGCUGGACUUUCAAGAAGUAUUCUAGGCUACUAUUUUUUGUUCUCUUAUGGUGGCGCAUAUCAGGAAAUUUGAAUAAUGUAGUUUGCUUCAAAUAGUCAUCAAGCUGCUUUUUAGUGUUUCUGGUUCAUUGCCAAGCAACUCCAUAAAAAGGUUUAAGUUGGCUGCUUUUUAAAUUUGUUUUUAUUGCUUCAGUUACAUUGAUUAUUCCUGAUCCAUUGCCUUUCAAGUUAUUGAAGAACUGUUUUAUGUUCUUGAGAUAAUAAAGGUCAGCCAGUCACUGUACUUAUACUCCAGCUCUUAACUAGCUCUGUCACAAUUCUUCAACCAUUUCUUUUAAGGAUUUUGUGUCUGAAAUAAUUUCUUCUUUGAAAUUGCUUUUUAUGCUUCUCAUUCAUUUUGCAGAUCCUAAUAGGUGCCUCAGUGUUUUAGAUACUGGCUUGGUGAUUCUUCUGAAGUUUAUGGAGCUUAUGCAAAUGAAGUUUAUAAAUGUGGUCAAAUGUUACUAUUUGGUUACUACAAAGGCCAGAUCUUAAAAAAAGUCAAAUGAGGUUUAUUUUCAUUUUCUUGGUUUUUUUCCUUGUGCUGUUGGCACUUAUUUAAAAGUAUUGUAUGAUCAGUAUGGGUAUUUGCUUUUAAAGCUUUGCGAACAGUUUGAUGACUUUCAUCCCAGAUAUAUGUACCUUAUGGAGUCAGCAAGGCUGAACUGAAAACCUUUUGAAAGCUCUUAUCAUUAUGGACAAAUUAGUGCUUUCUCGUUUUAUAAUCGCUCGGCUCUCUUUUUUAAUGGUAUAUGUAUCAUAUGAAAUUGCAAGUCAUGUACUGUGUGUGGUGUCCGACCAGUUGUGAUGUGAUCUCUUUUUUGAGUUUUUCUGUUCGUGCUUUACUUGUAAUAUUGCCACAAGUGACUGUUAUUGCAGGUUGAGCAAGCCUGGAUGUUUCUU